Lottia gigantea (owl limpet) is the source of this 744-nucleotide messenger RNA. RefSeq lists its product as hypothetical. Gene Ontology annotation, molecular function: inositol hexakisphosphate binding. The transcript has 5 exons. The record is from RefSeq and is a predicted model, not a curated record. Gene Ontology annotation, biological process: cellular response to phosphate starvation; phosphate ion transport. Lineage: Eukaryota; Metazoa; Mollusca; Gastropoda; Lottiidae. The annotation marks the transcript as partial. Gene Ontology annotation, cellular component: Golgi apparatus; cytoplasm; plasma membrane.
UGAAUAUCUGGUGUGUUAUUUUGCUUUCGAGGUGGACUGGAUAGGAGAACAACAACCUAGUGUAUGUACUAAGAAUAUCUAUGGUAUUAGAGCUGUCGUCGGUUGUCUUCCUGCAUGGUUCCGGUUUGCUCAAUGCCUGCGACGGUACCGAGACACGAAAUUGGUAUUUCCACACAUAGUCAAUGCUGGCAAAUACUCUACCACUUUCUUUGUUAUGUUAUUUUCUACUCUAUAUAAAGUACAUAAAGAGAUCUAUGGUGACAGUAUGCGUCAGACCAGCGUGUUUUACUAUCUGUGGAUUGUGUGUGCUCUCCUCAGCUCGUGCUACACCUAUACUUGGGAUAUUAAAAUGGAUUGGGGUCUGUUUGAUAAAAACGCUGGGGAAAAUAAGUACUUACGAGAAGAAAUAGUUUACGCAUUUAAGGCCUACUAUUAUUUUGCAAUAGUAGAAGAUUUUAUAUUGAGAUUUGCCUGGUCGUUAACUGUGUCUGUAGGCGAGGGUUUAUUAUUUCAUAAUGAAAUAUUAACUACAUUAUUGGCUUCAUUCGAAGUAUUCAGGAGAUUUGUGUGGAACUUUUUCCGUCUGGAGAAUGAACAUUUAAAUAACUGCGGUCAGUUUCGAGCCGUACGGGACAUUUCUAUUGGUCCUAUUGAUUCGAAUAAUGAAAUGCAAUUGGUUGAAAUGAUGGAUGACCCAGAUGGCGCUGAUUUACGUCUGAAUGAAAAACGAUCUCAAUAUGGAAA